This is a messenger RNA of Odontomachus brunneus, 1507 nucleotides long. RefSeq lists its product as uncharacterized. The transcript is spliced from 2 exons. The coding region runs from base 361 to 1245 and encodes 294 amino acids. NCBI's taxonomy places the organism in Eukaryota, Metazoa, Arthropoda, Insecta, Hymenoptera, Formicidae. The record is from RefSeq and is a predicted model, not a curated record.
AAAAAGUUAUUAAGAAAAAAUGUUGCAUAAAAUUAAUAUAAUUUUUAGACACCGUGUAUACAAAAACAUCGAAUUUCUAAACUAAGAAGAUGCUUGCUACACACACACGCACACGUGUGUGUGUGUUUGUGUGUAUUCAAUUUUGUAUAUUGCGUAGUGUGUACACACGUUGAUGCCGUUGAUAUGUAUCAAACUAAAGUGUUUAUAAACAGAAAUAUCACGCAUCGGACAUAUGAAUACAUUACAUAGAUAUUUGUGGAAUAUAUAAAGCAAUGCUAAACGUUAAAUUCGGUAUCCUCUAUUAGUCGGUUCUCAGUCGCGAAUAAUAUCAGUUGUAGAACGUGCUAGAAUAUUCGCGAAAUGUUACUGCAUGAAUUUCUAUAUCUUACGCACAACGAACAGGAGCUCUUAGAAUACUUGCGUAAUAAAGCGGUUAUUCAACGAGACACAACAUGUCCGCGGUGCAACAACAUCAUAAAUACCACGAGUGAUUCAGAUUCCUUAAUACUCCACUGUACCAAUAAAUAUUACAAGCAAGUACGCGGACGGAAAAGGCAGCGAAAAGUGUGUAAUUUUAAAAUAAGUAUUUUACAUAAUACUUGGUUCGCUAAGGGACAUCUCGGUUUGGCAAAAACGUGCCGAUUUAUUGCUUAUUUUUUACACAUACGUCCUCCAAGACAAUUCUUCCUUAUGGAAGAAUUGCAGAUUUGCGACAGGACUGUAGUUGAUUGGACAAACUUUUGUCGCGAGCUGUUACAACAAUGGAUUACGAAUGGACAAAAACAGAUAGGUGGUCCUGGAGUUACUGUAGAAAUUGACGAAGCAAAAAUCGGGAAAAGGAAAUACAACAAAGGUCGUAUAGUUAAAGGCCAGUGGGUUUUCGGUGGGAUAGAUCGAGAGAGCGGUAAAAUGUUUAUCAUUCCUGUGCCCGAUCGAUCAGCAACAACUCUUAUACCUAUAAUAAAUCAAUAUAUAGCGCCGGGUUCUACAAUUUAUUCAGACAGUUGGAAGGCAUACAGUGGACUACAAAAUGCAAACUACUCUCAUUAUACAGUAAACCACAAACAGAACUUCAUUGAUCCUGCUACAGGCGCUCAUACGCAAAAUAUAGAGAGGUUAUGGCGUGAUAUGCGAGCAGCAAUACCACGAUAUGGAACACGCACUUAUCAUUACAACGGAUACCUCGCGGAAUUUAUUUUCAAAAAGCAAUCAAAUUUUGGUGACCGCAUUGACUCUUUUUUUUAAAUAAUGAGUAAAAUAUAUCCAAUAAAAUAAUAUAUAUCGACGUAUAUGUACACGUGUACUGUUUACCAUAUUUCCAUAUACAGUGUGCAAAAAUUACGUUCCAUUUAUAAAAAAAAUGGUAAAAGUCCAGAUUAGGGGACACCUCGCCGAUGACCUUGACCUUUACAUAUCUAAUAGAGGUCAUCCUCCUGAGUAACAUUUAAAAAGUUUUAGGUGGCGGUCACUCUUCAUUAAAAAGUUAUGGACAAAAGAAGUUCCAAAA